AGUCCGUUGUGCGAGCCGGUUUUAGCUUUUAAGGUUUUAUGCACGUGUUUCUUUUCAUAAAAAAGAAAAGAGUUGAAAGCUACGCCUUUUUCUGAUGUCACCUUUUGCUUUGUCCGCGGUUUUUCGACGUUUUACCCUCAUGGGUCACGCGUGUGGCUACUCUGCCAAAACGCUUUCGCGCUCGUUCGACGUGCAGAUCAACAAUUCAGAAAGCUGCGACGCAGACAAGCGGGCCACCAAUCCGUUCUGUGCGUCUGACCUGGACUCGGCGCACAUGCUUCACGAGCUUUCCAAGAUCAACCACGACGACUUUUGCCUCUCGUACCUGUGGACCUACAGGGAUUUUGUCGGCGGAACGCUGGGACUCGCGUACAAGGCCGAGCCCAACGGGUUCCCGGGCACCGCGGGCGGCAUCUGCGAUAAGUUCCAGAGCGGGUCGAGCCUGCACUCGUCCUCGUCGUUCCUGGGCAGGCUGAGCCUGAACACCGGCAUCGUGACCUUCCUGAACCAGAACUCCCGCGUGCCCGAACGGAUCACGCACAUCACCUUCACCCACGAGCUGGGACACAACUUCGGCUCUCCGCACGACUUCCCGCCGGAAUGCGUGCCCGGAAGCAUUGUGGGCAACUACAUCAUGUUCGAGAGCGCCACCCACGGCAACCUGCCCAACAACCGCAAGUUCUCUCCGUGCAGCGUGCGCAACGUCUCUCUGGUGCUCCACCAGCUCUUCUCUGGCGACGGUCCUCGUGCCAACUGCCUCCAGGAACCUCGAGGACCCUACUGCGGCAACUUCAUCCGCGAAGAAGGCGAGGAAUGCGACUGCGGCUUCAUGUCGGCGGCGUGCGAGAAAAGCUGCUGCUACGCUCGCGAGCACGGCGAGGACAGCCACAGAGCGUGCACCCUCAAGCCGGGUGCUUCCUGCAGCCCUUCGAACGGAGCCUGCUGCAACAAAAACUGCACCGUUCGUAAAAGUACCUUCGUGUGCCGGGAAGACGACGACUGCUCUUUCGAGGCCACCUGCGACGGGCUGACUUCGGACUGUCCGCCCUCGGCGCCCAAGCCCAACGGCACGCUGUGCAACCACGGCACCCAGAUAUGCGAGGACGGCCACUGCAAGCGCUCCAUCUGCGCCAAGUACAACCUGAACGAGUGCUUCCUCACCGGUUCCUACAGAACGCCCGACGAGAUGUGCCUCAUCGCCUGCAGCGAACCCGGUACCGGAAUCAUCCUCGUGCGCUUUCGAACGCUCCAGGUUUCGUUGGGUGCAUAGUGAUAACUACCCAAA
Messenger RNA from Ixodes scapularis (black-legged tick), 1285 nucleotides. RefSeq names its product disintegrin and metalloproteinase domain-containing protein 10 homolog. The record is from RefSeq and is a predicted model, not a curated record. The transcript has 6 exons. Bases 95 to 1270 code for a protein of 391 amino acids. Gene Ontology annotation, cellular component: plasma membrane. Lineage: Eukaryota; Metazoa; Arthropoda; Arachnida; Ixodida; Ixodidae. Gene Ontology annotation, molecular function: metalloendopeptidase activity. Gene Ontology annotation, biological process: Notch signaling pathway; membrane protein ectodomain proteolysis.